Messenger RNA from Amoebophrya sp. A120, 2848 nucleotides. NCBI's taxonomy places the organism in Eukaryota, Dinophyceae, Syndiniales, Amoebophryaceae. The record is from the annotation of a GenBank genome assembly.
CUCAAGGUCUCUACUCUUGAGCCGCCCCUUCUUUACAAUCGUGUAAACUUCCGGACUUGUUGGAUUAACCACGACGGUUUAGAAUACGUCACAUAUUCAUAUUGAAUUAUCAUGCCGGAAGUGCAACCCCUGCCCAACACGACUCCCGACACCAGUCGGGAGAGCCCCCUUGUCAUCAACUGGAACGAAAAGACGAAAUCUUGGAGCUGCCAGUGCCGGACGACCAACCAGUCCUGGCUGGAAAUUUCCAGCAAGACCGCCACCUGGAAGGGCUCUUAUUGAGAGGAAAAAUUCCCCCUCCCCAUAUCAAAACGAAAUUUCUGAUGCUGGAUUUGUGUACACAAAUCCGAGCUGUCUGGCUGGAGAGCAUUGCAGGCCCAUACCAAGUCUGAGUAGAGAGAUUUUGGCCUAGGCACUUGGCAUAAAAAACGUCAGCACUGUAGGCCCAACAGCAUCACAAACCGCCUGCACAAUGCGGCGGUUGUCUGCGGCGUUGCUUUCUUGCAAGACAGACACGAUUUGUGACCACAAAUCAGCAUCGCAGACUUCCAAAAAUAUAUCUUCUCAGUAUGGCGGGGAGGGGGGAUUUUUCCUUUUGAUAGCUCUUUCGGCGACGUCUACGUCGCGGUCCACAAGCGGUUCGGGAAAGUAUCGCAAGAAAGAGCUGUUUCACUGUGAACUUGUGAUGCCUAGAAUGGAGCGCAGAACUACUUGUCUUGCUACACCUGCAAGACCUUGACUCUUUAUGGGUAUUUUCCCCUUGGAAGCGCGCAUGGCAAAUUUUCUUUGUUAUGCGUAAGAAACUUGUGAUGCAGAUCUUGCAAAAUCAUCACAGUGAAGCAGUCUUUUCUUGGGAUAAAAAGUCGCUCUGAAACAGUGUUUGCUGAGCGGGAAAAAUAAUGGUAACACGAACAACAAUGUUACCGGUGGCGGGAGUUCUUCGAGCACAGCUGCGAAGAACUAUCUUCAAACGGGUAGUAGUUCUACUACUACCACGACUUCCCAGCUGCCACCGCAACCGGAUAUCCAGAUGUCAGAGGAGCAGCUAUUGACCUUUCAGCGCGAGUUAUACGCGUUUCACGCGAUUGAAGAAACCAGGAAGCAGAGGCAGGGGAAUCCCCACGUAUGCAGGAAAAAAGCUGUGUAAGUGUAAAACUGUGUAGGAAGAGCAGCAUCACAAAUUCGCUUUUGCAUUAGAGGCAGGGAAAACCUGUCAUGCGCAGCGAGUACGUGGACACACGUAUGAAAAUAGCCUAUCACGCAGAUCCAGCAUGACAGGUGUAACAGUUUUGCACUUUCCGCAUCACAGAUUUACACUCACAUAGUUUUUUUCUUGCAUAGCACGCGAACCUAGUGCAGUAUUUUGGCACAUUACUACCGGAGGCGACGGCGAACACGUCGGCACUGGGGCUGCUGAUUGAGCUAGUCGACGGGAACAAUCUGUACGAGCUCAGCACGAACGGUCAGUACAAAUUUUCAAAUUCGGCCAGAGUCGCGCACUCCCACCAGCUGGCGUCGGCGCUGUUGCACCUGCAUGGGGCGGUGAGACUGGUGCACAGGGAUGUCAAGCCGCAGAAUUGCGUGGUAUAAAUUACGACUUAGUGCUGAAGAGUUGUAUUUGGUUUGCGCGAGUAGAUGCGUAUAUUGGUUGAUUCGGCAUUCAUAAGUCCAUAUAAAAGUACACAUUUACACCGUAAAAAGCACCUAGAAAUGGAGAUCAUUUGCUACAACAACAGGUUUCCCAUCGUCCGACGGAUCUUCCCAUCUACGGCUUUCCCUACAUGCAAAAUACAAAUCUCGCCGAUGGGAAUUACUACAACGCCCUGAAAGUCUGUGAUUUCGGAAAAACGCUCGAAUUAAUGCCGCCACGAAGAACAUCAGCGAUGUUGACCACUUCCGGCACUACUAGCAGUCCGAGUUUAGUACAGACUUCAACAUCUUCAUCAGCUCCAGCACCUUUGUACACUGCAUUUAUCAAAGAGAACGGCGGCUCUCCGCGGUACAUGCCGAGGGAGGCUUUUCAGCAAAACAGUUUCAUCACGGAGCGGGUGGAUUCUUACGCGUUUGGGUGUUUUCUCCUGGAGAUUUUCACGCAGAAAGUGCCCUUUCCGGACGUGCAGAACUUGCACGAAAUUACGCAAUAUCAAAUGUAAGAAUGUCUGGGUCUGGAAGAAUGCCAGAUUUGUCAUGCCAGUCUGGCAUGACGCGAUAGUCUGUGUUGCAUGGGCACGAAAAAGCCCUCUUACCUGUCAUGCAAAAACGCAGUUUGCCAUGCGGAAUACGUAAGAGAUGGCAGCCAAAAAAUUUGUCAUGCAUAGCUGCGUAUUGCAGUGCGUCUAUCAUUCAUUUGUAGCAUUACAAGUUUCCAGACCCAGAUAUUUUUGCAGUUCAUACGGAAAUGAUCACGGGACGGAUGGGCGCGACGCCACCGAUUCCAGUGGCGCAGAUUAUCAAAUGCAAAAAUGUCUGGGUCUGGAAGAUUGCGAGAUUUGUCAUGCUUGUCCGGCAUGAGCAAAAGCUUUGUGAUGCGUGUCCAAGAAGACACCCUUUUGUCUGUCAUGCAAAAACGCAGUUUGCCAUGCGAAAAACGCAACACAGAGAAGCGCAGACAUUUCUUAUGCUUGCCUGUGCAUUACAGAGCAUUCACUAUUCCCGACGCAGCAUUACAAGUUUCCAGACCCAGACAUAUUUGCAUUUGAUACAGAUACCAGGGAGUCUCUUGCCCUUGUUGCAGCAGUGCUUUCGGCUCCGGCCAGAGGAUCGGCCGUGCAUGGCGGAGGCGGUCUAUUGGAUUAAGGCGAGGUGGACGGAAAUGGUUUCCUCGGCCCCUGUAGUGCUGGGAAGCUGA